Striga asiatica is the source of this 1425-nucleotide messenger RNA. The record is from the annotation of a GenBank genome assembly. NCBI's taxonomy places the organism in Eukaryota, Viridiplantae, Streptophyta, Magnoliopsida, Lamiales, Orobanchaceae.
UUUAUGUUGAAAACUAUUGUCAUUCGAAAACCCAAAUUCCUAAAAAAUUGUUGUGAUUAUCAGUGCCCAACACUUUGCCGUGUGUCUGUUUUGCAUCCCAUCACCAAUGGCUCACUCCCUCAUUUUCCAAAUUUAGAUAGAUAGAUUUCAGAUCUGUCAAUCAAACGCCAUUUAGAUUAAUUAUUCGUUGUAGCUCCGUGAAAUGCUCCCAGUUUGAUUCUCCAGAUAUUAAGAAACCGCCAUUGAUAAGGUUAUAAGUUCUUAUUCUCUCUCAAAUCUCAAUCCUAGAUGCGCGCACUUCAGGAUUUCAAUUUCGCACACAAAUUCUGUGACGCCCCUUUCAUUGAUAAUCUGAGUCGAUAGAGCUGCUUUUUUUUUUUCGGUCUGACAGAUAUGGGAUCGUCAAGAAAAUGGAUCAGGGCUUUGCUUGGUUUGAAGAAACCACACAAAUCCCAUUCUAUAGAGAACAGUGAAAAUAGAUCUGGGAGCACUGGAAAGAUUUCGCACCGAAGGAAGAACUCUGUUGAGAUUGAUAGCAGUGUUUUGGAAAAUGAGCUGAACCAAAAUGUGGUAGCUGAUAAUGCCAAAGAUGCCAAUUUCCUUUCAGAUGGAUGGUGCGACAGUGCCGGGUCAGUUGAAGAAAUUCAGGCCAAGUUGUUGAAAAGGAAGGAGGCAGCGGCUAAGCGUGAAAGAGCAAUGGCAUAUGCUUUAGCUAACCAGUGGCAGGCGGGGUCAAGGCAGCACACAACACCUGCUGGGUUUGAACCCGAUAAAAGCAGCUGGGGUUGGAACUGGUUAGAAAGGUGGAUGGCUGUUCGGCCCUGGGAAAAUCGCUUUGUAGACACCAACCUUAAUGAUGGUGUGAAAAUUCAUGAGAAUCAACUGGCUGAUGUGAAGAAUGCACCGGCAACUAUGUCCAAUUCAACAGGAAAGAGACCCACGUCAAAUAUUGUAAAUGGGAAAGCUUCUCGUUCGUGCAAUAACUCUAAUGUCUCAAAUGAGAAAAAGGCUGCAUCCCAUUCGGAUGGCUGUUCUUCACCACCCAACAAGUCGGCCAAUGUGCAAGAGACACCUGGGACAUUGUCUAAAACAGUUCUUGAAGACUUUGCUGAGGAAGCCACCUCAAAGCUUAAAGUUGUCUCGAGAUCACAUAGUAAUCCUAAAGAGAGGUCGGCCAUAAUGAAUAAACCAGGAAAGAAGCGAUUGUCUCUAUCAGGCAGUGGACAAAGUCAUGGGGCUCAACCAGCCAGGCCAAAGCCUACCGUCAAAAGAUCACCCACUGCUCUGAAACCAGAGAAAGACAAAGCACAAACGAACGGGUCUAAUGCAAAGCCUUCAAAAAGUAGCCCGAGAACUGCAGAAGCACGUGCUCUUGAGCACAUGCUAUGGCCAUCCGUUUGCGAGUUUCUCAUGAUUUCCGAUAAA